Molecule: messenger RNA, 1716 nt
Organism: Exophiala bonariae
Lineage: Eukaryota; Fungi; Ascomycota; Eurotiomycetes; Chaetothyriales; Herpotrichiellaceae
Exons: 4
Coding region: 1-1716 (571 amino acids)
Source: RefSeq, a predicted model, not a curated record
AUGUCAAGACCAGCCUCAAGAAACAGCCUUGAACCCCCUAGGAAGAGUGUCGAAUUGCAAGAUCCCGGCGCUCAUGAUCUGUCCUCCGAUGGUGAAGAAUACUUCUCGGAUGCUUCUGAAGGCCGAAGAAGGUCCAGACCAGUCACUCCUGCUUCACCAAUCCCUAGAACCCGCGUAGAGCGCAUCGAUAAUGAACCCAGUUAUGGCGAGGUCCCUGGAACCCCUGCCUACUCAAAGCGGAUCCUUGAUGCUGUACCCGAUGAGGUCGAAGUUCUCUCUCCUGAGCCCGGGCUCAGAAGUAAAAGAAGCAGCCAGUAUCUGGAGCCUCCCAGGAGCCCAGGGGGAACCCUCAUACCUCGCACAGUGGUGGAGAAGUUAGACCCAGAAGGCACAAGUUAUGGCGAAGAGCCGGGCACUUCUGCAUAUAUCAAGAGACAAAUGGAUGCCGCCCCAGACGUCAUUCUCAAGACACCUGCCCCAGGCAAGCGAGCAAGCUAUACUGAAGACUCCCAACCCACAUCCGGCCACCAACGCUCGACCUCCAACUUUUCUAUUCCCGAGACCAUAAUCACUCCCGUGGAUGACAAGCCUGCCCAUGGUGAGAUUCCAGGAACAGCUGCACAAAAGAAACGCGCCUUGGAUGCCUCGCCCGAUUUCCGGGAGAAGCCCACCGAUCAAGGGUCACCCUCUCUCGAAAGCUCGAUGAAACAUUCAAGAAAGGCAUCAAUGCCUCAGCACGAUGAUGAUGAUAACGACGACGAUGACAACGACGAUGGAAAUGAUGACUCCAAUAGUGAGGAGGGUCGAAACGACAUGGGAGAUGAUUUUGAUGACUUUGAGGAAGGUGCUCAAGCCGGGGCUGAUGACGACUUUGGGGAUUUCGAUGAAGAAUUCCAGGAGCCUGAAGCUGAAGCUGAAGCGGAUACUGUGAAGACACCUCCUGUAUCUACCUCACAAACCAAUUUCAUACCUGCCGAGACUUUCCCCCUGAUAAACUUCGACGCUUUAUCAUCUCUACCUGAUCUACUUGUUGCCACACAAGCGCAUCUCGAUGCUAUGUUCCCGAAGUCUACUGGCGAAAUAAUCGCAUCAAUUCAACAGCCGGAUCCUAUUCCUGAAUCAUCACCAAUUUUCCCUUCAGACCGCUCACGUUCCCUUUGGAAACAACUUGUAACACCACCUCCACUCCAACCACCCAACUGGACCCAAUCUCGGAUUAGACGACUCUUUCUCGUCAGCCUAGGAGUUCCAGUUGACUUGGACGAAAUACUACCUCCGUCGAAGCAGAAAAAGCUGAUACUCCCUGACAUCAACUUGGAACCAUCAUCACGCAAGUCUGAAUCCGACAAGGCUCUAGGAUCUGUCGCACGACUUAAGGCUCAGGCGGCCAACGAUUCCACUGGUUCAGUGGAUAGCACGCAGUCUGGUACGAAAGAGCGAUCCAGUCGUCCCAAACGUUCCAAAGGUGCACCACCACCACCGGAACUUGACCUUGUUUCUGUCAAACGACUAUGUGCAACUACGGACGAAAAACUGGAUGGAUUUACAGAUGAAGAGCUACAAGCCCACGUGAAACAGUUGACGGAGACAUCAGAGAAGACAUCAGAGUUAUUAGAAUACUGGCUCAAGAGGAGAGAUGGUCUCAGGAAAGAAAAAGAGGCUUUUGAAGGUGUCAUUGAGAACCUUGUAAGGCAUGCUAGAAGGGUGAGAAAAUAA